CCGCCCCGCGCCCAUGCUCCGGAGUUCAGGGGUUGGCCAGCAGCUGUUGCUCAUUUCACAGUGGCCCCGCCCAUACAGUGCGAGGCUGGCGGUGCAGCCUUCACAGUAGAUGAACAGAGAGAUCUGCUAACUUAGAGGAAAAUGUCUACACUGUGAGCACCAUAAAGGAAACACUGAGCGCAGGAAACGGGAGCUCUGCUGCUGUUGUGUUGAGAGAAGCUCAGAGCGGAGCCCAGAGCCUGUUGUGGGUAAAUCCCCACCAUCGACACCAGGACCCUGCCUUUUCUCCUAGCUGCCCUGUCGAGUGAAACAGCUUCUUCUUCAGCUUCCACCCUGUUCCUCCUCAUGUUUCUGCGGGCUGAGUGGAGGGCAGGGCGAGCAGACGCAGGCUGCCAGCCGGAGUUGCGCACACCAUGAUGGGGAUGGGGUUGCACAAGAGGCUGCUUUUUGGCACGCUCGCCGUCGGCUGCCUCCUGUGUGUCUAUGUCUUAGCUUUGACACUGGAGAUGCCUCUGGUGCCUCUCUACAGCUUCAUACAGAGAACGAGCAGCAACUCACGAGACUCUGAGAAACCUCUUAACAGGCAGAGCAACAGUGACCAGUUGGCCUACCCGCCUCCAGUCUCCACCUUACAUCCACCUUUAAAGACUCACAUAGUGCAAAAGCAAGUCCUGGAUGAUGGGAUACCAAAGUCCAGGUCUGAUGAUGAUGAUAAAGCCAGAAUCGAUACCAAAAGAGCCACAGAGAAGCCUGUGCAGGCAAUCAAACAUGCAGAAACCUCCAAAUCCAGGUCUGAAGAAGAGAAUAAAGCCAGGAUUGACAUACAAAGACCCACAGAGAAGCUUGUGGAGGCAGCCAAACCUACAGAGCCUCCCUUCAUAGGAGACUUUUACAUGAGUGAAGACAUCCCUCCACAAACGGACUGCUCAGACAGCAUUCGAGAUCGGGUCGGGAAAACUGAGUUUGGAGAGAGAUUUCUGGAAAAUAUUCCAGUUUUGCAGUGGGCCAAACAUGCAACACGUGAACAACACCAGCGUCUGAGCCGUUACCCAGGAGCACAUGGCUGGGAAGGGAUCGAUUUCAAAACGCUGGUUGAAACUCUCUCCGUCCUCAACUCUUCUGCUAACUGGCAGAUGUUGGAUGACUGGAAGACUCGCGACAAUAAAUCAGAGUGCAGACGCUGUGCUUUGGUGGGGAAUGGAGGGAUACUGAAAAACUCACAGAAAGGAAAGGAGAUUGACAGUCAUCACUAUGUCUUCAGGACCAAUGGGGCAGUUAUUAAGGGCUUUGAACAGGAUGUGGGGUCUCGGACCACCCACUACACGUUUUCCACAAAUACUCUAAUGAACUCCAUACAGAGCUACGCAGGUGCUGGGUACGAAGGCCCCCCUGUGUCUAAGGAAACGCGCUACAUUUUCCUGCCGGAUCAUGAUCGAGAUUACCUGCUGAUGAAAGCAGCAGCAACACACACGCUAGUUGAGAGCGGGCGUGAGAAGGGCAAGAAUCCAAUGAAGUAUUUUGGAGAGGAUGUGUCAGCAGACAAGUUGAAGAUGUACCACCCUGACUUCAUCCGCUACCUCAGAAACAGAUUCCUUAGAUCAAAUACUCUGAAAACCAAAUAUAAAUACAUUUACCGUCCAUCAACUGGUGCCACGAUGCUGCUGGCAGCGCUGCACACCUGCGAUCAGGUAAGCGCGUAUGGCUUCAUGACCCCAGACUACAAGAACUACUCUGACCAUUAUUACGACAGCAGCUAUCACCCUGUGGGUUUUUAUGCCAACCACGACCUGCGUAUGGAAAUGGAUCUGUGGCAGCAGCUGCACAAGGCCGGCCUCAUACGGCUCUACAUGCGCAACUAAAUGAAGAUGACCAGAAAAUGCAUCACAUCGCUGUCUGCACACGAGUCGCCAGAGCAUAAGAGAAACAAGAUGUACUGAUUCUGCGCAUAUCAAAAUGACAUUUCACAGCUUCCUGAAAGGAAAAAAAUGUUUUCAAGGAGGAAAUGAGAAUUAUUUUUUUUAAAGGACAACUGUUAUUGUUCAGGGUGAAGAUUUGUUCAACAAUGAUUUGUUUUGCUAAUUAACAUUUAAAGAAUGUUUAUCUAUCAUGGGAAGCUUUGUUUUGGCUACUGUUAGGAAAAUAGGUUCUGUUAUCCUAAUAAAAAAAAAAGUUAAAAGGUGAAAACAUAUUUUGGAUUAAGGGCUGCUGGUCUGGACCAAAUGAUCUGCUAUACACUGUGGUUCAGACUGUAAGAAAUACAGUUGGACUUCUUACUUUCUGUCAUAUAUGGGUUAAUUCUGUAAUUGUUUCAAAUAAUGAAGUCAGUGUCUGAAGCACUAAUACACAUAGUAUUUAUAUAGCACCAAAUCACAAUAAGUCACCUCAAGGGGCUUUACACUGUAAAGACAAUAAUAGUCAUGCAUUCUUGAGGGGCAUUGAUUUUCUAUUGUAAAAGGUUAUUUUUCUCCUUUACCUCCACAGUCUCUGGUCUGUAAUUCAGUGAUAUUUAGCUUUCCUGUGAGCCUUUCUGUUACUGCUGCUAACUGAAGUUGGGACUGCAAACUGACUUUCAUGCAGUCUACCCACCUUUAAACCAGCAAACCACAAAAACAGAGAAUUUUAGAUCAUAUCACAUAUCAGAAGUUAGUAUUGUGUGACACAACAUGUUGGCAAGAUUGGAAUCAGGUUGGCAAUGUGCUUAAAAUAUCCCCACCCUGCAGAGAUGGUCAGAGCACUGCUGGCAGUGACUGAGGUCCUUUUUUUUUUCUGAGGGAAUAAUCUGAGUCUGUGUGUUUUACUGUGGAAUGAAAAGGGAAAGGAUUCACUAACUGUGGCUUUAAGCUCACUGCUACAGAUUUAUGACAUUAAGUAUUUAAUUUAUUUUCUUGUUUGCGUUUUAAAUCAUAAUACUGGACUUUCAGUGCCUUCAAUGUGAAACAGCAGUUUGUAUUCAUUACCGUAAGAGUUGAACGAGGUUAUUGCUUCAGUUUGGACUCACCUGCUUGUUAAUCCACCACACCUGAAUUUCUCUCUGACCACGAGGGACUCCGCUGAGAUUUAUUGUCACUCGACUGCAUGGAUGUACUUCUAAAGAGGACACAUGGUCUGAGGUGGAGGGAAGGUAAAGAAACCAAAAACUCUCAAAUCAGGGAAUGUGUGUGUAUUUAAAAUGUGCUUUUUAUUAUUUUUUUUUAAAAAUUAAAUCAGUGCAGAAAAAGCUAUGCAGUGUUUCCAUCAUUUCUACAAAGUAAAG
Molecule: messenger RNA, 3253 nt
Organism: Archocentrus centrarchus (flier cichlid)
Lineage: Eukaryota; Metazoa; Chordata; Actinopteri; Cichliformes; Cichlidae
Gene: st6galnac
Product: ST6 (alpha-N-acetyl-neuraminyl-2,3-beta-galactosyl-1,3)-N-acetylgalactosaminide alpha-2,6-sialyltransferase
Exons: 10
Coding region: 414-1859 (481 amino acids)
Molecular function (GO): sialyltransferase activity
Source: RefSeq, a predicted model, not a curated record